AACCGACUAACUAGCUUUUCAAUACAAAAAUAAGUCUUUAGUUCUUUUUAUUUUUAGCCCAUUCUAUUUUCAUUUGGUAGUUCGACCGUGAAAUUUCUUUGUUUCUUUAUUUCCGGAAUAUGAGUGUGUGACUUGUUAUAAUUGAUCCCGUUCAUAGUACAGAGCAUAAAAUGGAUCUGUCGUCUUGAUAGAGAGACGGUUUUAUCCCGUCAGAUAUUUUUUCUAGUAUCUGGAGCACGGAAUAUAAAAAAUUUCUUUUAAAAUAAAAAUAUUAGAACUAUGAUUCAUACCUCAUUUCAUAUUUAGACCUCGCAACCGGACUUAAAAAAUGUUUCAAAGAGUUAGAAGAAUACGAAGAAUACAUCGAAAGAUUUUGAUUUUUUCAAGAUGCUGGCGCUUAUCUUUAUUUUGAUCAAAGUACAGAUUUUUCUUUGGAUUUUUUCAUUCUAUCUAUUCAUUGAAUAAGUGAUGAUCCAGCGGUUCUUACUCGGGGAAUUAUUGGACUUCUAUGAAAGGUUUUUUUUGUUUUGAAUCAUCGUGGUUCUGGUAUGAAUCUGAGGUUUUUUUUUUUAUUGAUUAAUAGGGUGUUAACAAGAGAAUUUCUAUCAAUAAGAAGAAUAAAGAAGACAGCAAUAAAAUCAUAUUACACACGAAAAUACAAAAUCAAAUAAAAAUUGAAAUAAAUAAUAGAAUAUUCAGGAGGCCGGUAAGGAUUAAUAGAAAGAUCCGUGAGCCGACUUGAUAUUUUGGCAUUAUAACCACAGAGAACGUCGGAAUUAUAGGAUUCACUUCAAAAGUUUCAAACUUUCUAUUACACAUAUCCAUUUACGUUAAAACCAAUAUUUGGGUAUUUUUGUUUGAGCCGUACGAGAUGAAAUUCUCAUAUACGGUUCUCGGGGGGGUUCGUUGGUUUACCUAUCUCAAUAAAGUCUAUGACUGGUUCGAAGAACGUCUCGAGAUUCAGUCGAUUGCCGACGAUAUAACUAGUAAAUAUGUUCCUCCUCAUGUCAACAUAUUUUAUUGUUUAGGGGGAAUUACACUUACUUGUUUUUUAGUCCAAGUAGCGACGGGGUUUGCUAUGACUUUUUAUUAUCGUCCGACCGUUACUGAGGCUUUUGCUUCUGUGCAAUAUAUAAUGACUGAGGCUAACUUUGGUUGGUUAAUCCGAUCAGUUCAUCGAUGGUCGGCAAGUAUGAUGGUUUUAAUGAUGAUCUUGCACGUAUUUCGUGUGUAUCUUACUGGUGGUUUUAAAAAACCCCGCGAAUUGACUUGGAUUACGGGUGUAGUUUUGGCUGUAUUGACUGCAUCUUUUGGUGUAACUGGUUAUUCCUUACCCUGGGACCAAAUUGGUUAUUGGGCAGUCAAAAUUGUAACAGGUGUACCCGAAGCUAUUCCUGUAAUAGGAUCGUCUUUGGUAGAGUUAUUACGUGGAAGUGCUAGUGUGGGACAAUCUACCUUGACUCGUUUUUAUAGUUUACAUACUUUUGUAUUACCUUCUUACUUCCGUAUUUAUGUUAAUGCACUUUCCAAUGAUACGUAAGCAAGGCAUUUCUGGUCCGUUGUAGAUAAUAUGAAUCAUUUAUCAUUUGGGGGGGCAAUAGUAUUUCAUUGCUACUAAUAUGGAUUAUUUAAAAAGAUAAGACAUGUAUUUAGAUAUUUGCCUUCAACUUAAGAAAAUUAGAUUAUUUGUAUUUGAUUUUACAUACACAAAUAGUUGAAGGGAAUUCUCCGAAGAAAAAAUGGAUUAUGGGAGUGUGUGACUUGAACUAUUAAUUGGGCCGUACAGAUAUAUGAUUUUUUUCUUA
Molecule: messenger RNA, 1805 nt
Organism: Gastrolobium bilobum
Lineage: Eukaryota; Viridiplantae; Streptophyta; Magnoliopsida; Fabales; Fabaceae
Product: cytochrome b6-like
Biological process (GO): respiratory electron transport chain
Cellular component (GO): membrane
Molecular function (GO): electron transfer activity
Source: RefSeq, a predicted model, not a curated record